AUGGAUAGGGCACAAACUUUUGUAAAGGAAUGUUUACUUUCGAGAAACUUUGAUAAUCCAAAUAAACCUAUCGAAGAGGGUAGAUUGCAAGAAACAUUAUUACUUCUUCCAACAGAUGGUGGUAUAACAUCCAAUUUGAAAAAGAAUAAGAGUAAACAAAAAUUAACCAUUGAGAAUAUACAUACACAUGCGAGCAAAGACCAUGGUGAAUAUAAGCAAGAUAAUUAUAGAACAAUUAAGAAAAAUGCCAGAGUCGAGUUACAUGAUUAUAUCAAGAGAUGUAGAAAAGCUGUAGUUAAUGCCAAAAGAAGUAUUAGUGCAUAUGAACAUGAUAAUAAGAAACGUUUAGAGGGCAAAGAAAUGGUCAAAGAAUAUUUGCAAAAUAAUGAAGCACACAUAUGGGAAGCACUUCCUAAAUAUGACACUUUUUUACCGAUGUACGAAGAGCUAUGGUUAAGUUAUAUCAAAGAUCUAUUGAAUAUUAACUUUGAUAUGGAAACUUCUGAAAAGGUUAACGUAAAUGGUUCAUCUGCGUUAUUAAAACUUUCAAUGGCCGAUUACAAUGGUGCUUCACUAAAAGUAAUACGGAGUAGGAAUGCAAAUAUGAUUGGGAUUGAAGGAAUUAUAGUCUGGGAUGGACAACAAUCAUUCAUAAUGAUAUGUAAAGGUACCGAAGUCGACGAGCUGAAGAUCAUCCCAAAGAAGGGGACUGCUUUUGCGUUUGAGAUUCCACUGACCAAAGACACAGCAUUACAAUAUACCAUCAUAGGGGAUAGAUUAAACUACAGAAGUUAUGAUCGUGCUGGCAGAAAAUUUAAAAGUCGUAGAUGUGAUGAUCUACUCUAUUUAAUUAACAAAUAG
Tetrapisispora phaffii CBS 4417 is the source of this 861-nucleotide messenger RNA. RefSeq names its product RNase P/RNase MRP complex subunit (gene POP4). The transcript has a single exon. The coding region runs from base 1 to 861 and encodes 286 amino acids. Gene Ontology annotation, molecular function: ribonuclease P RNA binding. Gene Ontology annotation, cellular component: ribonuclease MRP complex; ribonuclease P complex. Gene Ontology annotation, biological process: tRNA 5'-leader removal; rRNA processing. Lineage: Eukaryota; Fungi; Ascomycota; Saccharomycetes; Saccharomycetales; Saccharomycetaceae. The record is from RefSeq and is a predicted model, not a curated record.